Ostrinia nubilalis (European corn borer) is the source of this 3353-nucleotide messenger RNA. RefSeq names its product zinc finger protein 471-like. Gene Ontology annotation, biological process: regulation of transcription by RNA polymerase II. The transcript has 17 exons. NCBI's taxonomy places the organism in Eukaryota, Metazoa, Arthropoda, Insecta, Lepidoptera, Crambidae. Gene Ontology annotation, molecular function: DNA-binding transcription factor activity, RNA polymerase II-specific; RNA polymerase II transcription regulatory region sequence-specific DNA binding; zinc ion binding. Gene Ontology annotation, cellular component: nucleus. The record is from RefSeq and is a predicted model, not a curated record. Bases 166 to 2706 code for a protein of 846 amino acids.
CCAUCUUGGCUUGACGCGUUUGUCAUUUUCGUGUUUGGUCUCGGGACGGCUGCUCCAUUCUGUGUUCUUCGGUUUUAGAUGCCCAAAGUCGGCUUCCCAUGACAAUAUACGGAUAGACCGCGGCAUCUUCAUCUCAAUCAACUCAAAUGAAAAGACAAUUCAAAAAUGGUGGGAAAAAAAAGUGCGGGAAUGUGUAUUGUGCCGGACUGUCUGAGCGCGUAUUACCCUGGAUGCGGGAUACGGUUUCACGCAUUCCCACCAGAUCGUAAAAAAAGAGAUCAUUGGCUAGAAAGCCUGAAUUUAACUCCGAAAGAUUACCAAAAUGGAGCGAAGGUGUGUUACCGACACUUCAAAACCUCGGAUUACUCGCACAACAACCCUCGACAGGCGCUGAAGAAGAAUGCAGUUCCAGCCCUAAAGGUAGAACCUGACUCUGAUGCGGAAAGUCUCGACAUAGAUACUGCUCUGGAAAAGCUCAACGAAGUGACAUCAUCAGAAAGUGACGGUGUUGGUGACGUUGAUGAUUAUAUAUCUGCAGAAGAAUUAAGUAUACCAUCUUCUGAUGAUGAGCCGAAGAAGACAACUAAGAAGAGGAAGAAAACUGCCACAAAAACUGCUGUAAAAAAGAACCAAGAUGCAAAGGUUAAGAAAGAAGUUAAAAAGAAUACUAAGGGUCCGAAGGCUGUUAAGAUAUCUAAAGAAGAUUUGAACACACACUUAGGGCUUCAGGUGUGUCGUAUUUGCUUGGUCACCGGCUGUAAAAUGUUCUCGAUGACACAUUACAACUUGGAGAAUACCUAUCUCCUGCUGACUGGAAUCACGGCCGAGAUGUUUGACUCCUCCAAGAUGCCUCAAAUGCUGUGCUACGAGUGUCUCCAAAGACUCCUGAACUUCAUAGAGUUCAGUACUAAAAGCCUGACCUCUUGGACGUGCCUUAUGGAGCUUAUCGAAGGAGAUAUCCUCACAAUGGACACCAUAAAGAAUAUCAACCGCAAGCAACAUUUACUAGAAACAAAACUGGCUCUAACCGUAUUCGAACCCAACCACUUCGACCUGCAAGUGGAAGAAUACGAGGAAGAAAUCGGCGACCAAAAACUAGAAGACACAGACAAGGAAAUACUAGAAGACACCAUAGACAAAGAAAUAGAUGAAACUAUAGACAAAGAAAUACUAUACCUAGAAGACGGCACCAUAGUCGAAACAGAAUACCAAGAUGGCGAAACCAAAGACAAAUCAGCGAGCGAAGAUGAUGACGACUUCGCAAAACACGAAUCCGACUUUGGUUUGCAAAAUUCUGACGACGAAAACGAUAUUGAUAAAAAUUACGAUUACAGUGUAAGAAAAACUAAUAUAGUAACGCAAUACGCGAAAGAGUUUAACGAAAUGUUUGAAGUUAUUAAAAUGACAGAAGAAGACGCGAGAGAUGAGAUUAAUAAAAGGAAGUUUACUGAUCAUUAUCAUAAUGCUGCGUUUAAGUGCGAACAGUGCUUUCGAGCGUUCCAGCUAGAAGGUCCGUACUGGCAGCACAUGAGACUUCACAGCAAAGACUACGGCCCAUACAAGUGCGAUAUUUGCAAGAUGCACUUCGAAACUUUCAAUUCUCUUAAAAAACAUAAGAUGUCCAAACACGCGAGGUUCAUGAAAUGCCGGCUGUGCCCGUUCACCACGACCUUCAGUUCGGCCGCGGCCGCCCACAAGCACUUCCACGAGGGCCGCCGAUACCAGUGCGAACAUUGCCCCAAGUACUUCACGAGCGUGGCAACAUUCAUCAACCACCGGCAGCGUUGGCACCCUGAAGAUGUUGUGUGCCAUCUAUGUGGAGAGUCAUUCCCCGGCAUCCGCCGGCUGCAGACGCACUUUAGGUUCCACCACAAGACGGAGGAACUGAUGAUCAAAAUGAAAAAAAGGAAGUCGAAAACGAAGAACAUCAGAUCGAUGGCGACUAGAACCAAAUACACGCACGUCAGCUACCUCACUACGCUGCCAGAAGACAGCCCGUACUGCGCAACAUGCGACAUGCGCUUCUUAACCACCGAAGCGCUUCGGAAGCAUGUAUCCGUGUCCCCCUGCCACGGGCACCCGGCCGAGGAGCCGUUCAAGCCCGGCAAGCGACCAAGACUUGACGAAAACGAUGCUGAAAGUACCAAGAAGAAAAGCGUCACGUGUGAGCAGUGCGGCGAGGUCCUCGAAUCCAUCCGGCGGUACAUCAGCCACUUCCUCGACCAGCAUCCAGGAAAAAACCGGACCCAGUUCUCGCAGGGACCCAACCAGUAUAUGUGCGAGGUCUGCGGACGGGUCAUGCAGAACGUAACAACGUUGAGGGAACAUUUGAAUUCUCACACCGGCGCGCGUCCCUUCGCCUGCGAGAAGUGUGGCCGCACCUUCGCGACCAAGCAAGCGCUGUCCGCGCACAUGCCCGACCACACGCAGUCCCGUCGCUGCCGAAUAUGCGGCAGGGAAUUGGCUUCCCGCGCCGGCCUUCAACGACACGUUGCGAUUCAUCUAAACGCGAAGCCGUAUUCGUGCGAGCCGUGCAACAAACGGUUUUGCAAUCCUUCAGCGAAGCGGGCGCACAUCAGGCAUUUCCACAUGGGCGUGCCCUGGCCCAAGAAGCGGCCGCGCGACCAACCCGCCUCCCGCCAGAGGGGCGGCACGUUCCGAUCGGACGUCGACAUAGAAAUGGACGAAUUGAACACAGAAGAAUAAAUUUAGAGAGCCCGUAGACUACACAUUUAGGCAGGCCUAGUUUGGUCGGCUUCUAAAGGUCAUAGCAGACUUAUCAACUCGGAAAGGAAUAGAAUAGAAUAGAAAAGGUUUAUUGACACAGUAAAAAAAGACACAAUGCAAAAAAAAAACAACAAAAACAUAAUAUUUAGGCUAUUAAAACAAGUGGUGAGAAAAAACUGUGCCAAUAGGCACCCGCUCAGCAUUUAUCGUGACAUGCUCAAAAGGGCAAGUCACGAAGCUGGUCUUCCGCGGACGCCCUAACACAAAAGGGAUUAACACCCUAUCGCCUUUCGCGCGCUGUCAACCGCGAGGCGUUUACGUUACGGUGCGGAUAAGUGCGUUGCUGUAUGGAGUUUCAUACAAAGAAUACUGACCGCCUCGAUACAGUUACGAUCCCUUUCCGGGUCGAUAAGUGUGCUGCAUCCUUAAUUUGUACUAAGUAUCGGCAAAUAGAAUAGGUAAUUUGGCAAAUGUGCCACAAGGGCGGCCUUAUUACAAUGUAUUAUUGUACAUUUUCUUUGUUUAUAGAAAAAUAGGUUGUAAAUAAAUAUACUUGAAUUUUAAAAAGCUAUUUUUAUUAUUUACAAUUAUUAUUUACAUUAUUAAAAUCGUAUGUACACAAAACA